AUGGCUCAUAGAUUGUCAAGGGGAGAUAAAGAGAAAUGGAUCUGUAAAGAAUCAAGACCGGUUCGAAGACCACCGGUUAGGAUUCCAGUUUCGAACAAUGAGGCUCUGAUUGAGGAACAUAAACUGACCCUUAUAGGGAGAGUAACAAACCCAGCCAUUCAGAAGACGAGAGCGCUGGUCGACUUCUUCCUCCAACAUUGGCACGUUCAAGGAUGGAUUACCGGAAAAGCCCUAGGCCCACACCUCUUCCAAUUCAAAUUUGAGAAAGAGCAAGAUCUACAGCAUAUCCUCUUGAAAGCUCCUUUCCACUUCAUGAGAUGGAUGCUGAUUCUGCAACGGUGGGAACCUAUUGUCUCUGAUAACUUCUCGGCACUGAUCCCAUUCUGGAUUACCAUACACGGCAUACCGCUUCACUAUUGGACUGAUGUUGCUCUAAAAGCCGUAGGGAAAGAACUUGGUCCAGUAAAGGGCGUCGAUGUAGACAAGAGAAGAGUUAGAGUCAUGAUCAAUGGAUUGAAGCCGCUUGAAACAAAGCUGGAUAUUAGCUUGUCAGGCGAGAUCAAACAAGUGGAGUUGGAAUUUGAAAACUUGGAGAAACAUUGUUUUCACUGUCUGUCUUUGACCCAUGAAGUUGAUGACUGCCCUUUGUUUAAAGCGAAAGGAUCAUCUAGAGACAGAGAAGAGCGGAUGGGAAUCUCUCAAAACCGUACUCUGGAAAGACUUGAGGCUGAUAGAAGAAGAAAAGACUUAAUAAGGGGUGAUAGGAACUUUUCCCAGGGGCAAAGACACAACUCUAUCACAGCAAAUCAUUGGAAGAAAGAAGAAAACAGAGAUGGCUCAUGGAGAUCUGACACAAACUCUGGAUAUGACUACGGGUUCAGAAGAGAGACACAAAUAAAUGAAGAGUCUUACCCUCACACCAGUCGGAAUGUAGCGGCCCGUCCUUCGGCUCGUGAGAGACUGUCGUUAUCUAGAGACAGCGAAGCAAUCUCCCGUAGAGGAAACCAACCAAAAAGCUUCGCUUCAGGCCCAAGGAAUGAAUGGAGACCUGUCUCUGAAGGUCUAAAGAGUACGACCCCCGCUCGAUCAGGCUACUCUCAGGUGUCACAUACUCCAUCACCACGCCCUCAGCGUGAAGGUAUCUCUAACCAGGCUGGUUCAACAGAAACAAAACAAAAAACUGGAGAUGAAAGCAUACCCUCUCAAGAAAGAAGACCAGCUCUUGAGAGACUCUCACUUCCGAUUGAAAGGGUGCCCCUAUUACAGGAUGGUGUUGCAAACUCAGCUUCAGGAAGACUCCAAGAAGUUGAUAUUCAAUAUCUGGAGGAUACCCUUCCUCUUCCACGAUCUGGAGGCACUAACGUUGCAUCUAGCUCAAAGCAGCAAAAAACUCCGGUCAUGGAACACCAGGAAGGCAUUGUAGACAGAUCACCUAUAAGAACUUUAAGUGAAGAUAGGAUCCACGUCUCCCUAAGAUUAGGGCCGAUGGUGGCCUCCAAGUGCUAG
Messenger RNA from Brassica oleracea var. oleracea, 1506 nucleotides. RefSeq lists its product as uncharacterized. The coding region runs from base 1 to 1506 and encodes 501 amino acids. Lineage: Eukaryota; Viridiplantae; Streptophyta; Magnoliopsida; Brassicales; Brassicaceae. The record is from RefSeq and is a predicted model, not a curated record. The transcript has a single exon.